CUACCACUAGUUUUUAUUUACGAUUAUGUAUUACAGAGUGCUAACAUCGGUUUAUGGAAAUAUGUAAGACAGGUUGUUGUCAGUGUAAGAGUGGGGAUUUAUGCCGUGUUGACCUGAUUCUCGCAGGCACAACUUCUUACACGUCGAACUGUAGAUGUUAAAGGUUGACGCCGUACAAAGUUCUUUCCGCGUUACUAUAGUUACACCUCAACGUUUAGCCAAAGUCCUCCUUAACGUCUCCGCGGUCAGCCUAACAAACCUACUGGGUACUUUAUUCAGCGAUUAGUAACGUUAAGUGUACCAGAUAAAAAUGGCCAGUGAGUGUAGUUUGUCGCAGGUGUAGCUAAUAAACUGGCAACCUGGUGCCACAUUAGGACGAACCGACCCUUCUCACAGAGUAGUGUCUUACAGCUGGCGUAGGUACCCCUGUUAUCGUAUAUAUAUAUGUAGCUAUAUAGCUUUACUUAUGCUACUGCCAGCUACGACCGCCUUACCGUGUCACAGACCUGACCGAGAAGCCUGCGGUAGUGCGGCUAGGCUAACUGUGAUGGUUUUAAUUUUGAUAGCUAAUUAAGAUAAGUUAAAAAGGUUUCUCUGUUCUCACUGUUUCCUCGACAAGCCAGCGCGUAUCCGCAUAAUCCACCUAACAGAAAGUAAACGAGAGGACUGCCCCUCAUCGGACGUUAAAGCUCUUAUAUUAAUAAGUUUAUAAGAUAAGUUUGUAGUUUGUAUAGCUUUUUUAACCAACGGUGGCUAAACGAUUACCCUUUGCUUUUGAAUGCGAUCGAGGCAGUUAAAUAAUUUUUUAAAAAUCAUGUUUAGAAUGCGGUUUAGAUGAUGGAUGGAUGUUUAGAAUGGACUCCUCUGCCUUCUGCUACUUAAUUUGCUUAAUAAAAUACGUGUAGUGAUAGAGAGUCGAUUCCAAAAGAAUCGAUUCCUCGACUCCAGCGCGUCUGGAAAGGGGGGAGACUCUUGGCCAAUGACUCUCAGAGUCGAAGCUCUUGAAGACGACUCCUGUUUUUAAUGGUAAUUGGCUCAAGGGACGUUUUGACGGAGGCGAAUGUGAAUCAGGACAGAGUCUGAGUCGUGUGGGUUUGUUUAAUUAGCAGCUGUGAGAGCAAACUCUGCUCACAGAAAGCUUUUCGAUCUGUCCUGCACCGCAGCUGUUCGUUUUCUUCAGGAUUGCUCACAAUAAACAAUUAUUAGAAACGGUACAAGGAACGAGGAACAACAGUACAAGGAACGAGGAAACAAAAACCAAAAACAUUUUUAACAGAAGCUUGUGUAAAAGAGAUUGAAGCUGAGAUUUGUUCCUUGUUUCCCAGCCUCUUAUUCAAAUUUCCGUUCCACCUUAAAUAGCGCUGCAGGUACAUUCUGUUACAUUCUAUUAAGGUAACUGCUGCGUCACUUUAAGGUGGACUGGAAAAGUCGAAUAAAAAGAAAACUGCAAAGAAUUUAAAAAGACUUAAAAAUGGUUACUUUAAAUAAUUCUGACCACAGUCAUGAUUCUCUCGGUACAUCACUCCGAGUUCACCCUCGCUGUGGAAUAAACUGAAUUUUCAUCAUAUAAUCUGUAGUUACUUUAAAACUGGGUAAACUACGUUUAGAAUGGUUUAAUCUCUGCUGUAUCCCUUUAUCACCGGCUCUCUUGGUUAUACAAUAAAGUGGAGUCGAAGAUUCGAGAACAUCGAUUCCAGCGGCAGGAGUCCACAGUCGGGGUCCUGCAUCACUAAAUAAGUGUACAGCCCUGUUGGUCUCCUUCAGUUAGUGUUCACUGUAAUUUAAAGCGGACACGAAGUUUCUGUAAAACACAUCUACAUACAUUCUAGCCAUAAAUAUGACAGUUUAAUGCAGAAACAUUUAAAAUUUUAAAAUCACCUAUUUCAUAUUAUGUUAUAUAUUCCCAUAAGGGGUGGGUGAUACAGCAGAAAUACUUAUGAUACUUAUAAAACAUCUUCACACUGACACAACAUUCAAACUUACUAUAAAAAUAUUUUGUUUCAGUUAUUUAGUUUUAAGGGUUUAUGCUGUUUAUUUCAUUGGAGAAAUUUUAGUUUGCACUGAUUAACUAAUUAUAUAAUUUUUAAAAAAAAUUAAUAAUAAAAAAUUAUAAUCAGCCAAAUGAUCAGCUUUCAGCAUUUUUAACUCCUUAUGGUGCUAAAACUGGUGACAUUUCAUAUCGAUCACACAUAGAUAGAUAGAUAGAUAGAUAGAUAGAUAGAUAGACUGUUACUGCUUUUACCACUAAAGGUGCUAAAAGCGGUUCUUUGGAGCAGCAGCACAGACAAACCACUCUGGUUCCCUAAAGAAUCUUUUUAUUGUCACAACAGCAAAUCAAGGCACAAAAACAACAAGAAAGAUUUACGAACUUUAAGUUGGCUUAAAAAAGCCAGCUAAUUAUGUUAAAGCGUUAAAAUGAUGGAAGACUGUUAAUGGUUGUUAAAUUGCUGCUUAGAUGUUGCAGCAGCUGCUAUGGUAUCUAAGGUGGUUGAUAAGGUGUUGCUAGGUGGUUGCUAUGCUAUUAAAUACACUGGCACCUUAAAUCAAAUGCCUCCUUAAAUCCACUGCUACCUUAAAUCCACUGCUCCCUUAAAUUCAAUGUUUACUUAAUUCCAGUGCUACUUUCAAUCAACUGCCACCUUACAUUCACUUCCACCUUGAAUUUGCUAUUAUUGUAAAUCCACUGCUACCUUAAAUUCACUGCCACCUUAAAUUUAAUGAUAGCUUAAAUCUACUGCUACCUUAAAUCCAGAGCCAUCUUAAAUCUCAUGCUACCUUAAAUUCAUUGCUACCCUAAAUCCACUGUUCCUUUAAAUUCAAUGUCUCCUUAAUUCCACUGUUACCUUAAAUCCAUUGAUACCUUAAAUGUACUGCCACCUUGAACUUAAUGUCACCUUAAAUAUCCUUCUAGCUUAAAUUCAUUGCUACUUUAAAUACACUGCUAUCUUAAAACCACUGCUCGCUUAAAGCCACUGUUACCUUAAAUCCACUGCCUCCUUAAAUUCACUAACUCAAAUGCACUGGCACCUUAAAUUCAUUAUUUGUCCUGUUAUUGCUGUGCAUUAGGCUGUAAGCGUGUGAAUCUGUGUGGACUGUGUAUGAGUGUCUGUGUGAGAGAUGUGCAUUGUGAAAUCAGUUGUGGCAGUUAGUUUGAAUGUCCCAAAUUCCUUUCCUAUGGGGAAAAAAAAUCUUUGAAAAUUUUUUUUUUCCAAAAAAAUGUAGCUACGUCGGAUCACUUAGAAAAGCGCAAGCAACCUAAUCAGGUAUAGGUCCUAUGAUCCAGCAAGGUUUUAUUGUUCUAGCUCAAAAACUACAGGAGAGAAAACAUUUUAUACUUUGAGCAUAUAAUAAUAAGAAGAAGAGAUUAAGAAGAACAGCAAAAGAAAAGCAACCAAGCCAAUAUAAUAAUAAUUAACAGGUAUAACAAAACCAAAUGGGGUGCAGAAAAAAAAAAUCAGUAAAACUGAAAUAAAAUAAACACAAAUAUGGGAAUGCAGAAAUGGAGUAUAUUCCAGAACUGUGAAAGUACAUAGUCCCAAACACUUAUUCCAAACAUGGUAAAUGCGUUGUUAAGAUAAAAAAUAUACAAGGAAAAACACACACCCAGCAAAUAUCAGGAAUAGCUUUGGAUAUUCUACAUAAUAUUGUUCAUAAAUUCAUAUUCACUUAUACUCUGCAGUUUAAAGUCGAUUCCAUUCUCCAACCUGAGGCUGGCUUCCGUUCCACCUUAAACGAUGCAGCAGUUACAUCUGAGGCGCCUUUGACGUGCACCACUUAAGGUGGAACGGAAAAUCGAUUAAGAAGCCAACUAGGUGCAAAAAUCCUCUUGAUAAAUCCCCACUGCUGCUAACAGAGAGAAGAAACGAACGGGCACAGGCAUGUUGGCUAAAGGCUAAUCCCAAUCCCACCGGGGUCGCCCCCCGUGUUCCACACAUUGAGGGAAUCUGCACGACGGGGCUUUUUUCUUCAGCAACACGGAGAGGAGGUCUUCAUGAAAUGAGGAGGGUACGAAGAAUACAGACCAGACAGGAGCGGGCCGAAAACGAGACUGAUCCCACCCUAAGCACAGGGGACCCUCGACUAUCUUGAGGCUUGGCAGAGAAAGAUUCAUUAGGAGACAUGAGGAAGUGCAGCCCAUGGACGUUUCUCCCUAUUAUGUUUUCAUUCUUCACAGCAGCAGGCUUGUGGGUUGUGUAUUUCAUAGCAGUGGAGGAUGAGAAAAUCACCCCACUCAGCUCUGAAUACAAGAGAUCAGUGUCAAAGUCUCCUCCAUAUAUCAGCAUUGCAGGCGAUGCUCCGCCCGCCAGCUGUGUGUUUAGCCAAGUCAUGAACAUGGCAGCUUUUGUGGGCUUCAUCCUUGGAGUCCUCCGGUACCUGCAGCUUAAGCCAAGGGUGCACAAACCCUGGCUCAACAUCGGCAGUCUGGUAGCUCUGUCCUUGGCCUGCUUUGGUAUGACUUUGGUUGGGAAUUUCCAGCUGUCAAAUGAUGAGGAGCUCCACAAUAUUGGCACCUCCAUGACCUUUGGACUAGGCACACUAUUCUGUUGGGUCCAGUCUUUCAUGACCCUAAAGGUCAACUUGCGCAAUGAAGGCAGACGAGCUGGCAUCCCUCGUUUCCUGUUGUCUGGAGCAGUCACGUCCUGCAUGCUGCUUUACUUUGCCCUAAUGGCACAACGCCUGCACAUGCAUGCUGCCCGGGCACAAUGGGCACUGGUCAUGUUCUUUCUGGCAUUUCUGGGCACCUUUGCUAUUGAGUUCCGCCACUACCACUUUGAGAUUGUGUGCAGUGAUGACCAGGACCCUCCGCUGAGCCUGUCUGAAAGCUUCUCUGAGGUUUCAGAGUACCAAUCUGACCAACUAUAGGACUAUUUCCAGAUUUAGUCCUACAACUUCCAAUAUUCAUCAGUUUCCACUAAUGCAUGUAUGUGUAUGUUGAAUGUAAUGUCUCCGGAGUGCUCUGUGAGUGUUCUUUUUUAUUACGACAAUGUAUAGGUAGACUUUGCAACAAAAAGCACAAGAGGUGAAUAGACACCAUUUCUGAGUCACAGUGAGUUUUUUGUAUUCCAGGAGUCAAGUAAUGUGAAGUGAUAUACAUGAGUAUAUAUACAUUAUAUGGUCAAAAGUAUGUGGACACCCCUGCUAAUCACUGAGCUCAAGUACUUUAUACACUUGUUAAAAAUCUCUAUAAACAAGCAGUGGCAGGAGAAUGGGUGAUACUGAAGAGCUCAGUGACUUUAAACAUGGCACUGUCAUAGGAUGCCACUUUUGCCACAAGUUCAUGAAAUUUCUGCCCUGCUAGAUCUGCCCAGGUCAACUGUAAGUGCUAUUAUUGUGAAAUGGAAGCAUCUAGGAACAACAACAGCUCAGCCACGAAGAACAUAACAGGGUUGCCAAAUGCUGCAGUACAUAGAGCAUAAAAAUUGCCUGUUCUCUGCUGCAUCACUCACUACACAGUUUCAGACUGCCUCUGAAAGCAUCAUCAACACGAGAACAAUGUGUCAGGAGCUUCAUGAAAUGGGUUUUCCUGGCCGAGCAGCUGCACACAAGCCUGAGAUCACUAUGCCCAGUGCGAAGCAUCGGCUGUACGCCACUUGACUCUGAAGCAGUGGAAACGUGUUCUCUGGAGUGAUGAAUCAUGCUGCACCAUUUUCCAGUCUGAUGGAUGUAUCUGGCUUUGGUGGAUGCAAGAACGCUACCUACCCGGAACACAAAGUGCCAACAGUAAAGUUUGGUGGAGGAGGGAUAAUGGGCCGGGUCUGUUCUUCAGGUUUUGGGCUCAGCCCUUAGUUACAAUGAAAAGUAAGUUAAUUCUACAGCAUGCAAAGACAAUGAUAUUGCUUCCACAUUUGAGGCCUUUUCCUGUCCCAACAUGACUGUCCUCCUGUGCACAAAGCAGGGUCCAUAAAGACAAGGUGUGAUAAGUUUAGUGUGGAGGAACUCCAGGUGGGAGGAUAAGGGCAAUUUCAGAUUAAUGUCCAUGCUUUUGGAAUGGGAUGUCCAACAAGCUCAUACAAGUAUGAUGGUCAAGCGUCAACAUACUUCUGACCAUAUACUGCAGGUAAAGAUUAUUAAGCAUGUGAAUAGACAAAAAAAUACUGUAAAGGACAUGAGAGCAGAUUGGACUAAGGCUGCCUUCAAGUGCUCCUCUUGGAAGCUCUUAUGAUUUUAGAGGUCGUAAGUAUGACCUAUGUAUUCAAGUGAUCAGAAACAAGAUGGACUGUGUAUUAUUUUGCUUUAUUGUCAAAUACGUUUUUCAUCCAGUUGAAGCUUUGAAUCACAGCUUAUGUUUAUAUCUGUCUUUCUGAAUAUAGAUGAGAGUAAAAAGAUCUGCAGUGUUCACACGUGGCUGCUGAAUACCUGAAACAGAACCAGUUUACAGCGGCUGCUAAGAAUUUUUAACGCCACCCAUAAACUCAAAGUUAUGGCUUACAGAAAAGUCCUACUACAUUGUGGUGGCAUUCAUGUGAGCACAAUUUGUAAUCCCAGUAUUUCCAACAGCACUUGAAGGCAGCGUAUAUGAAGUCCAACUAGUGCACCUAGUAAAGAGACUCAGAAUAACGGCUUAGGAGGCAAAGUAGGUUCUGUACUCUGUAUUGAAUUGUUUGUCCGAAACGUCAACUCACUUUUCAGUAUACAAUAUCAAACAAUCCUAAUUCUUUCCACAAAUGGCACAUUUUAUAUCUAGAUGAAAAAAUGUUCAAUCAUAACAAUGCAGAAUAUAUCUGACAUAACUGAUCAUUUACAGUGUUUUUCAAGGUAUGAACUGUGUUUCAUUAAAGCUGCAUUCUGUUAGACUUAA
Colossoma macropomum (tambaqui) is the source of this 6799-nucleotide messenger RNA. It is a transcript of the gene tmem150c, whose product is annotated as transmembrane protein 150C. The transcript is spliced from 9 exons. The coding region runs from base 4120 to 4863 and encodes 247 amino acids. The record is from RefSeq and is a predicted model, not a curated record. NCBI's taxonomy places the organism in Eukaryota, Metazoa, Chordata, Actinopteri, Characiformes, Serrasalmidae.